AUGUUGGAAUCCCCAAAAUUACGCCGCUUCACCGUCGAUCUCCUUUCAUGGGAGAGCUUGCAUGUCGUGCGCGACAUCGUUGAUACGAUUUACAACACCUCCUUGAAUAUUUUCGAGUCAAAGGAAAGGGCGUUGUUGGACGGGGAUGAAGCUGUUGCAAAUCGGGUCGGGGAAGGAAAGGAUAUAUUGAGCAUUCUAAUGAGAGCCAAUAUGGACGCAUCAGAGGAGAAUAAACUUGACGAGUCUGAACUUGUUGUGCAAGUCGCGCGCAUAUCCCUCAUCUUUGCCCCCCGUUUGAAUGACCUGACUCCACUCUGUCUGACACGAGGUUUGACAUCUGUUGCAGUAGACGCGACGUCGAACGCAAUAUCUCGCGCGCUGCAUUUACUAGCGCAACACCAACACAUUCAAGAGAAGUUGCGUCAUGAAAUCACAGAAGCCUGUACUAUCGGACUGGGAGUCUUGCUUAUGACGAACUGCCGGUAG
Messenger RNA from Laccaria bicolor S238N-H82, 486 nucleotides. RefSeq lists its product as uncharacterized. Gene Ontology annotation, molecular function: oxidoreductase activity, acting on paired donors, with incorporation or reduction of molecular oxygen; monooxygenase activity; iron ion binding. The transcript has 2 exons. Lineage: Eukaryota; Fungi; Basidiomycota; Agaricomycetes; Agaricales; Hydnangiaceae. Bases 1 to 486 code for a protein of 161 amino acids. The record is from RefSeq and is a predicted model, not a curated record.